GAUAAAGAUCGUUGUUGACCUUAAAAAUUACGACACCACUAGUAGCGGCGCAAUGAUCCGUGAAAAUAUCAAUGCACUACUUACUUAUGUGAAUAGAUACGAUAACUUCGGUAGAAAAACGGAGAAUCACUCAUUCUAGAGUACCGCUUGACAUUCUGCGUAAAAUCUUUGUACUGCCAGGUAUUCAAUAGGAAAACCCAAGUGUUUUGUCUGUACGCAGAGCUACGUGAUUAUUACCACUGAUGUCCCUUCGUAGAGAUUCCUUGUACAGUCGUAAAUUUAAAACAACUGUCCACGUGGAACACAAAUCCUUUUUAGGGGUACUUGAAAAAAUCGUGGACGAUCGUUUAUGAAUCUAUAUUGUUUUUAAACUUAAUACGACAAGAAUAUAGCAAUGAACACAUCAUACAAAUUUUAAGUAUUAUGCCCUUGGUGAUAGAGGCACCCACACCCAAACGGGUGCGAUAAACGCCGGAUGCAGUCCGAAAUCAGCCUCGUCGAACAUGUGACUUUAGAUACGCCUUGAACAAGAUUUAAAGUGAUUUUAAGUAGUCGUGAAGUAGAUUCUUUGUUUAACCAAGUUCGUCCUUUUAUUGCCUCCCCCGUUCGUGGCUGUAGUUAUUCCCAAAAAAUGCACCUCUUUUUUUAGCGGGUAAAUCUAUAGGAAGUUAUCAUAAACCAAAGCCUUUAUUAUUGUUGAGUAUCGAUUACAAUAUUGAAGCAGCUCUUUAUUAUUUGUCGGCUUAGGCUUUUGACGUCUUUUAGCCCAUUAUGCGCACUAGAAUACGCCCCUAAUCUGUGGGUUUCACAAUAAAUGCGGUAGAUUCAUGGAUACAAUGUGAAGCAAAAAGAAAUGUUUGUAUGUUGUUUGUCAGCUGUAAUAGAAUGCAUUCAUCGACUUGUUAAUUUGUUUAAAAUUCAAGUUACGUACGUUUGUUACAGUUCCCAUACUACAUCAAGCUUUUUGCCCUUGGUUAGCUUCAGUUUAGUAAGCGAAGAUUAUUAUAUACUAAGAUAUUGCUUGCGGUAAUUUCUAUGAGACGUGUCUUAUUCUAUAAAACGGAUUGAAUUGUCCAGACGAGUCGAAGCGGAAAAUGUUUUCAAUGUUUGUUGAAAAAAUAUUAACAUAUAGGAUAUCUGCCGCCAUCAGUCUUCUCUGCGACAAUCUAAUAGUAAUAAUAUGGAGUUCCGUGCUACACGUGAGGUGUAUUCGUGUCACUGGCUCAAGCUGGUGUAAUUUCGAAACAUGUUAUUUGCCUCCGAAGCCGGUUUUGUUGUAUUCUUUAUUUUUGCGUUGAUCCGUGUCCGAAAUGAAGUAAUUUUCCCUAUGUGCGUGCUGAACAUGACACAACAUAGUGUUAUUCUUGCAGCUAAAGGGAGAGUCGCCAAUUGAUUUGAUCGAUGCCCCAAGAUCAUCGUAGAGUUAAACACCGACAUAAGCUGCCGGCUAUAAUUAAUAUACGUUUUUCUUUUUUAUUUUACUAGAAAACAUCGAGCGGCUUCAUGCAAGACUCAUCAUCUCUAAGCUCGGGGGUGUAGUGUUGAUAAAUGAAGCCCAGAAAUAACCAAAUAAACAUUUAGUAUUUUUUAAAUAUACAAAAUCUUGGUAAAUAUAUCAUGCUGAUUGGAAAAUUCAAGAAUUCAGCAGGUGACAGUGACAACUGGCUAGAUAAAUGGCACAGUUGUACUCACUGCAUAGAUAGGUACAUAGCGUUUAUCAUGGUAGAAUUCAAGUGCCUUCACUGCCUAUGCAUUUGCGAAAUGGAAAAGAUUUGACUUAUUGUUAUAGAACGAAGCUAAUCAAUGGUCUUUUGUUUAUAACUAGUUCUUUACAUCUGUGAUUCUGUGAAAUUCAGAGAGAGAUCAUGAAUGCUUACAAGACAGUUAUAUGGUCUACACGUGCUAUUUAAUUGGCAUUUCAAUUGGGUUAGUUCAGUUGUUAGGCCAUCUCGCUAUAUAUCAAUGGUCGACAGGAGCGAACCUCGAAACGACUGUCGCCUAACAUUAGCACAUGUAGAUGUAUCUAACUCAAUUCAAACUAGCCUGAAUCAGUCUACGAUAUGCUUAUUAUCGAGUUUUCAAUACACGCUACAUAGGUAAGUAAUGAUUUGGGUCCACAUAAGUGUUCUCUUAGGGUUAGUGAAUCAGAUUAAACAAACGACCAACUCUGUAAUAACGUUUGACAUAAAAGCUCCUACCUGGAUAUGUGUAUAUAUUUUAUUAGCUUCUUUGUCUCCACGUCUACGAAUGGAACCGGAUGUUGUCAAAUGCCCAUUCACAGAGAAACGAAGAUGACUAAGCGGCUUUACAAUACAAUUUAGCUUGUUUCAAGUUAAGCUAGGGCACCGCAUUGUCGUUGGAUGGCCUCACGUUGUACCUGUUAUUGUUCUAAAGACAAAUGUUCAGUUUCCGGACUAAGCAAUAUGUAAAAUAAUACAAGCGCGAUCCUGGAUGAAAAUAAACUGUAAAUAAUUAUUCAACACCUUGCGCGGUUAUAUGGGCCAGGAUAUAGAUGUCUUCCGUGGAUACAUUCUCAAAGAUUAAUUCAUUUCACGUAGUUUCGAGUCUGUGCGGGCCGUCUUGACAAAUACGCUGAUAUAGAAGCUGAUCUGUAUAGGCUAAAUUUGCUUAACGUUAUCGUUGGAAGCAAUUCGUAUCACAAAAAAGAAUUACGUGUUCAAAUGAUGCCACUCCAUUCGUCAAAGAAUGAUUUGUUUUAUAGACAAAAUGAAUUUACUACAACCCAUUGGUGUUUUGGAAGAAGGGCCAAUUAGAAGUAGCAAUAUCGAUAGCCCUAAUAUGACUUCAAGGUGGGAGUAUAUGGGCAACUAAUGGUAUCGUGCGAAUAAGUAAAUCUGAUGGGAAAAUGCUGUUCUUCUUAGACUAAGCUCAGAGGAUGAAUGAUUAGAGAAGCCAAUAACCAUUUACUAGCAAGUAGAACAGUUUAAACGUUAUGGUUCGUCUGCCAUAGGUCCACAUAAAGGUUUGUUGGGCAUCGUCAAGUCGGAUUUUAAAAGGUGCUCAAGUUACUAGUACAUCAAUGAGUUCAAUUUUGUGCAUGAAGAAAGGAGAAAAAGUAGCAAUGUGUACACCAUUCUCCAAAGACGACUGCACAGGAGCCCUUAUAACUAUCGUGGAUGGGUGGAGAGCACGGCGACGGUAAUCACACGACAAAGAGCUCUUUUUUACUAGGCGGUUUGACAUGUGAUACAUGCGUUAGAAUUAUUGAGAAUCGGCUACUCGACCUCCAUGGAGUCAAAAAUGUCCAAAUAUGCCUCGAGACUCAAUUGGCGUCGGUGGAGUAUGAUUUCUACAAGCUGUCCAUGUCCGAGAUUGUACGUACCGUAUGCAAUCUUGGGUUCAGUGCUAAGCCGGUGAUGAACCCAACGGGGGCCGGAAUCCGAGAUGUAACAUUACUCAUUGGAGGGAUGAUGUGCAACGAUUGUGUUCGAAAAGUAAACGAAAAAUUACGCGCCAUCAAUGGAGUUUACAAGGUGGAGGUUUCAUUGACGGAGAAUCAGGCAUCGGUCUCGUACGAGGUGACUCUUGCAUCUGUUGAGCAGCUUCUUGUGGCCGUUGGGGAGUUGGGUUUUGUUGUUAAUUUACCUGACAACGUCCCCCUUUCGCAGGUCACCUACCAUCUCAAAGACCUCUCCUGUGAAAUAUGUGCUACGUCGAUUGAGCGGGUACUCGUCGAUAAGGAAGGUGUGCACCACGUAGAAGUGUCCCUCAGUGAGAAAAGCUGUUCGGUAUCGUUCUUCGACUAUAAACUGAAGCCGUUGCAAAUUCAAGAGUAUAUUGAGGCAACGGGUUAUAGCUGCGAAUUAAUCACUCUGGAAAUCCCACCCCAGCUUAAGUCAGCUCUUUUCCGUGUCAUCGGAAUGUCAUCUCAGUCGUGCGUAGGUCACAUUGAGGAACAACUGGCCUAUCACAAGGGUGUAGUGGGCAUAAAGGUAUCACUUGAGCUGAACACCGCCGCCGUUGUUUUUCUGUCACAAGAGACAGAAGCCGAAGAUAUUCGUGAAGCUGUCGAACACCUGGGAUACAACUGUUCUCUAAUUGAAGAUCUUGGCGAAAAAAACGACGAUCUUGCUAGCGAAACUGAAAAAGUAACGCCAGAUAAUAAUGAAACAAGCCCUCUAUUAAAAGCCAAGAACGAUACUCGCUCAUAUUCAUCUCAACGGAGCCUCGAACUGGCUCUCCAGAAAUCGAUAGAGCAUUUAAGCAAAUCGAGCCGCGCCUCAUCGCGCCAUACUCUAGUCAAUGUCGAAGCAGCAAAUCUAGAAAAAGCCUUUUUUACCAUUAAAGGGAUGACGUGUUCUUCCUGUGUGUCCACCAUUGAGAACAACCUCAAAAAGAUUCGGGGUAUCCAUUUCGUCCUCGUGGCACUUUUGGCAGAAAAAGCCGAAGUCCGAUAUAAUCCUGAACUGAUUUCGCCAGAUGCAAUCGCAGGAGCCAUAGACUCAAUGGGUUUUGAAGCUGAAGUACUUGCCGAUACCCAGUGCCCUCCAGGACAACUUGUAGUUAUGAUCAAAGGAAUGACUUGUGCUUCGUGCGUGAACAGCAUAGAAAAAGCAGUAUUUCGUAUUCCUGGAGUGACUAGCGCAAAUGUAGUACUGAGCACCCAAAAGGGCACUUUUACGUUCGAUGGUGACGUUGCUGGCCCACGCGCUAUUGUAGAAGCCAUUGAGGGGGCCGGUUUUGAAGUCCACCUUCCGUCCAGCGCGGAUACCUCUAUAGCGGAUCGAUUAAGCCAUCGCUCCGAGAUUGAGAAAUGGCGGUCGGCCUUCCUUGUCUCGUUAUUAUUCGGGGUACCAACGAUGGCAAUCAUGAUUUUUUACAUGGUAAUAGCCCCUCAAAAUGGAGGUGGCCAUAAGCAAACGAUGAUUACUGAAGGUUUGUCUCUAGAGAACCUUCUCCUCUUUGCGUUGGCUACACCUGUUCAGUUUAUUGGAGGACGACAUUUCUGCUGUCCUGCGCUACGCUCGCUUCAACAUGGUGCGGCCAACAUGGAUGUUCUUAUCGUGUUGGCAACAACCAUUUCAUAUCUCUACUCAGUUACGGUUCUCGGAAUUGCGAUGGCGACAAGGCAGUCUAUGAGUCCUAUGACAUUUUUCGACACCGUGCCGAUGCUCAUCGUCUUCCUUUGCCUUGGAAGAUGGAUGGAGAGCGUAGCAAAGGGUGCCACUACGGAGGCGCUCACAAAACUCAUUGAAUUGGAACCCACUACAGCACUUCUGGUCAGUUCGGGGAACCAUGAAGAAAAAGAGAUUAACAAGCAACUGGUAGCACGUGGCGAUCUAAUCAAGGUGUUACCAGGUGCAAAGGUGCCGGUUGACGGUUGUGUCGUAUCCGGCCAUGGACAAGUGGAUGAGUCCCACAUCACAGGCGAAUCUUUACCAGUCGAUAAAAACCCUGAUGAUAUAGUUUUUUCAGGCUCAUUGAAUAUUAACGGAGUGCUUCUUAUCAGAGCAACUCACGUGGGACAGGACACGACCCUCGGACAAAUAGUCAAACUGGUCGAGCAAGCUCAAACGUCAAAAGCACCUAUUCAGCAGUUGGCAGAUAGGAUAGCAGGCUACUUCGUGCCAGCCGUUUUUUCGUUGAGUGUGAUAACUCUUGGCGUAUGGAUGUUCAUUGGUUUCACCAAGGUUGACAUUAUCCGUUCGUUCGUUGGAAAAUAUGAAGGAAGUGACUUAGAGGUGACCUUGCAGUUUGCCUUUCGCUGUGCUAUUACUGUGUUGAGUAUUGCGUGUCCAUGCGCACUUGGCCUAGCAACUCCAACUGCUGUAAUGGUCGGGACUGGUCUUGGAGCCAAAAACGGUAUUUUCAUUAAAGGUGCAGAGCCGCUCGAAUUGUUGUCACAGGUAAAAAUUAUUGCUUUUGACAAAACGGGUACCAUUACCGAGGGCAAAGCAUCAGUCACAAGCUUCACCAAUUUCUCUGCCGUGGUCCCAUCUGGCCCUUUAGUAGCCCUUAUUGGAGCCGCCGAAUCUAACUCCGAGCACCCGAUCGGAAAGGCGAUCUUUGCCUUUGCCGUAGAUCAACUUAGUGAAGAAGAAAAAGAGCUUCCGAGAUGUGAGAAUUUUGAAGCAACCCCAGGCUAUGGCCUGCAGUGUGAAAUCGUCUAUGAUUCGUACACAAUAUAUCCAAACGAAACCAAAGAUAUUAUUGUUAAGGAUGAUGGCUCUGUGCUAAGAAAUCCGUUAAAAACGGGACUGGGAAAAGUUAAUCGAGUAUUAGUUGGUAAUCGCAUGUGGAUGUUGAACCACGGAGUGAAGAUCAGUGGUUCGCAGGACAAGGCCCUCGAAACCUGCGAACUUGAAGGAGAAACUGCUGUUGUUUGCGCGAUAAAUGGAGUAGCAUUAGCGGUUGUUUCAGUGUCCGAUCGAGUAAGGCCUGAAUCUAGGGCUGUAGUGACGCACCUUAAGGAAAAACUUUUUAAGGUAGUCCUAUUAACAGGAGAUAACAAACGUACAGCAAACGCAAUUGCAAAGAAAGUUGGUAUUCGCGACGUAAUUGCCCAAGUUUUACCUAGACACAAAGCAGAGAAGAUAAAAGAAUUAAGGCGUUCAGGAGUGAAAGUGGCGAUGGUUGGAGAUGGAAUCAAUGACAGCCCUGCCCUUAUAGCGGCCGAUGUUGGCAUUGCAUUGGGUAAUGCAACAGAGGUGGCUAUUGAUGCUGCACAGGUCGUGCUUAUCCGGAACGACUUGCGAGACCUUAUAUCCGCAAUAGACCUGUCGCGGAAGACGGUCCAUCGAAUUCGGAUUAACUUUGUGCUUGCAUCAGUCUACAACAUAGUAAGCAUCCCCCUCGCAGCAGGAAUGCUUUUGCCACUUGGCUUGGUAUUGUUACCGUGGGUAGGUGCAGGUGCAAUGGCGGCUUCGUCCCUUAGUGUCCUUUUGUCAUCGCUUACUCUCCGGAGUGCCGUUCUCGAAAGACCUCGUGAGCCAGUCACGAAACACGCAUAAACUGGUAAACAUUUAAAUUUCAAUAGCGUUAUUCAACUUGCGGGCGUCCAAAACAAUUCCCCAUUUUCUAACUUCGUUGUAUUUUAUAGUCAAUUUAAAAGAACUAAAUAGAGAUGUAAGGGUAAAGAUUUACUGUCGCAAAGUUUACAAGUUUCGCUGUAUAAAUGCAACUACCUUUCUACAAGUUACUAUGUAAGUAAAAAAUAAAAACUAACAUUGCCAUUUUACA
Messenger RNA from Varroa destructor (honeybee mite), 7200 nucleotides. RefSeq names its product copper-transporting ATPase 2-like. Gene Ontology annotation, biological process: monoatomic cation transport; copper ion homeostasis. Gene Ontology annotation, cellular component: membrane. Gene Ontology annotation, molecular function: P-type divalent copper transporter activity; copper ion binding; ATP hydrolysis activity. NCBI's taxonomy places the organism in Eukaryota, Metazoa, Arthropoda, Arachnida, Mesostigmata, Varroidae. The record is from RefSeq and is a predicted model, not a curated record.